AUCGAAAAGUGGGAGUGCUCCCUUCUACCUCGAAAACAAAAACAUGUUCAGUGUUGUUGAAUCUGUAGCGAUUUGUUCAGUGGCACUAGUAAAAGAAUAAUUAAAAUUACAAAAUAAAAAUGAUAAGCGUUCAAGUAAGUACUGCUUCUGGCGUAAGACAAAUCUUUACUACCGAAAUUCCAUUUAAAAUUCGUGAGUUACGUGAUCGAUUCGAAGGAUUGAGAGAUAAUUUUUACUUUGUACAUAAUGGAAAACUUGUGGAUGAAAACAUCACUUGCUACAAUGGCUACAUAUCUAUUGUUCCACGAUUAUUUGGUGGAAAAGGAGGUUUCGGUUCGAUGUUACGUGCAAUUGGUGCCCAGAUUGAGAAAACAACAAACCGUGAAGCUUGCAGAGAUUUAAGCGGUCGUAGACUUCGUGAUAUUAACGAAGAAAAACGAUUAAAAGCUUGGAUCGAAAAACAAGGAAAUCGGGAAAAAGAAGCGGAGGAACGGAAAAAGAAGAAACUAGAAAGACUUUGCGCCGAGCCUAGACACGAAUUUAAAGAUCAAACUUACGAACGCGAAAGAUCAGUUUUAACUGAGAGAGUUGGAGAUGCAGUUGAGGAAGGAUUUAAAGCUGCCACUACUGGAGUGAAAAGAAAGCUUGAUGAAGAUUUUAAACCCAAUAAAAAGAAAAUAUUAUUAGACCCUGACAUAGAUUCAGAUGAACUAAAUAGUUCAGAUGAUAGCGAAGAAGAUGAAAGUAAGUCCAAUGAAGUAAAUAAAGAGACUGAACCAGCAUCAAAUGAUAGUGGACAUUCCAGUGAUGAAAAUGGAAAACCUGCUAAAACUAAUGAGAACUCAGAAGCAAAGUCUGAGAAUUAAUGAUACAUUGAUUUUAAAUUAAAUUAAAAUGUACCAACGGAUGCCUUAAACAAUCCAUAUAUGUUCUCUGUUACAAUAAAAGUUUUAACUGUUGAGGCAUGGCUAUGUAAUAAUGUUUCUUAUUUAGAUGAACAUAUUAUUUUAUUAUGUUAUACAUUAAGAAUGAAGUUUACAGUAUUUAAGACAAAUAGGUUUACAAUAAAUUUGUUAGUGUCUUUUAAAACCUGUAUGUAAUAAAUUAAAAUAAUUUCCAGGCAACUAACUCAUUAGUGAGCUUAAUACCCACUGCAAAUAAAGCAAUUGAUGCAAUAAAUGGCAUCAAAAAUUCA
Molecule: messenger RNA, 1195 nt
Organism: Osmia lignaria (orchard mason bee)
Lineage: Eukaryota; Metazoa; Arthropoda; Insecta; Hymenoptera; Megachilidae
Product: splicing regulator SDE2
Cellular component (GO): nucleus
Source: RefSeq, a predicted model, not a curated record